Oreochromis niloticus (Nile tilapia) is the source of this 2170-nucleotide messenger RNA. Its product is annotated as zinc finger BED domain-containing protein 6-like. Lineage: Eukaryota; Metazoa; Chordata; Actinopteri; Cichliformes; Cichlidae. The coding region runs from base 247 to 804 and encodes 185 amino acids. The transcript has 2 exons. The record is from RefSeq and is a predicted model, not a curated record.
GCGCCCACACAAACGCAAAGCAGGAGAUGAAGCGUAGCCUCCAUGUUCUGGAGCCCAGAUAUGAUGUCCCAAGCCGCCACUACAUGACUGACACGGAGCUGCCUAAACUACACGAGUCCGUGAAAAAACAUAUCAACAGCCUACUGCAAGCCUCCUCUGUGUUUAGUUUCACCAUGGAUAUUUGGACAAGCAGUGUUAGCCCCGUGUUGCUAAUUAGCCUAACCUCCCAGUGGAUAGACCAGUUUCAUGCCGCAACGAGCCAUAUUACAUGCCAAACAAUUCCGCGGCUCGCACACCAGCCAGGCUAUAGCGCAUGUGUUUGAGGAAAUGCUCCAGACAUUGGGUAUACAUAAAACAUCAGUACAUGUUGUGCUUCGUGACAAUGCCAAAAACAUGAUUAAAGCCAUGAAUGACGCAGGGCUCCCAAGUCUGCCGUGUGUCGCGCACACGCUCCAACUGGCUGUUCACGAGGGCUUAUUAGCACAGAGGAGCAGAGCUGAUGCUAUAGCAGUGGGGCGGAAAAUAGUUGGGCAUUUUAAACAUUCCGCCUUAGCCUACUCCCGCCUCGAGGACAUUCAGGGACAGCUCAACCAGCCAAUAAAGAGACUGCAGCAGGACGUACAGAUGCGCUGGAACAACACGUAUUACAUGCUCCAGUCCCUCAUAGAGCAAAAGCGAGUGCUGGGGGUGUAUGUGUCCGAGCAUGAACUCCCUGACUAUCUCACCGCUCACCAAUGGGGUCUUAUGGAGACGACUGUUGCCAUCCUCGCCCCCUUUGAGGAACUAAAACUAAAAAGGCUUUAAACCAGAGCCAGACAUCAUCUACUCUUCACUGAAGUAGCCCACCACUGACGUCCAACCACUGACAUCCAGCUGCUGGUCUCUAACUGGUCCACACAGCCCUUGUAAUCACUCUCAGUGGUUGUAUAAGUUUGUCUGUAUAUAGUAUAACUAAAAGUAACUAAAAUGUAAAUGCAAUGAAUUGUUUUAAUUGUCCUCAGUAAAUUUUGCUUUUUGGUACAUUUCAUUUCUAAGCGUGGCACCAUUCUGUUGCUUCUAUGCAGCAGUGACCUGCUUCCUCUGCAGCAUCAGUAAACUUUGCGCCCACAUGUCGUUCCUGUUGUGUACUUCUGUGGGUUUUAGAAAGAGUGCUGAUGGAAAAUUUGAGCUGUGUUUCUAACUGAUACACACCUCUAUUCAGAGCAGAUAACAAAGAAAAGACAAACAGCUAAACCUCAACCACAGACUAAAAACAGCAGGAACAUCACUGAAUGGCUGAAAAGAUUCAGAACACAAUGUGUGUGUGUGUGUGUGUGUGCGUGCGCUUGCAAGCUUUGUGUUGAAAAAUGCUCCUCUAACGACCAUCUCAAGGCAAAAUCAUGGUCUGGUGCUGCCACCUACUGACACUGAAGUGCAACAGCAAGCCCUCCAGCACUGUCAAGGUGACAGAGUCCAAAAUGCACAGACCUGACAAGUUUGGGGAUGCAUGCUCAGAGUGCUGUGAUGGCUUCAAGGUAAAAAUAAAGAAAUAAAUACAUCUGUGUCCUUCAAAGUUUUCAGACACUGAAUGCUGUAUUUAAAUUAAAAAAAAGUGUUAUUUCCUGUGUUUUAAUGAAUCAAAUAACAUAUUUCCUUCACUGUCCUAUUGCCCUUGAACCUUUACUUCAUGCAUGUCACUGAGACUUGGCUUAACACUGGUGAGUCCAGUAUUUCAUCCGAACUUUUACCAGCGGGUUGUUCCUUUUUAACACAACAAGGACAUUGGGGAGAGGAAGGGAUACAGCAGUUGAUUUUUUAAAAGGAUUUUAAAUGUAAACUGUGCUCUUUGAAGCCUUCAUCUUUCAGCUUUGAGCUCACGUGUUUUGAAGUCAAUUGCUCCAACUCAGUACUCUUUGCUCUUAUUUAUUGUCCCGCUAAAUACAAUGAGAUUUUCAUAAAUUACUUUUCAGAAUUUCUAGCUGGGAUUAUGCUCAACUGCAAUCACGUUCUUAUUGUGGGAGAUUUUAAUAUCCAUGUCUGCUGUCCUGACAAAGUAGGAGGAGCUUUACUGACUCUUGUCACACAGUCUACCUGUGUCUAAUGUGGAAGUAUCAGAAGCUGUCUUUUCUGACAAUAUGGUUGUAUUAUUUGAUGCUGUUAUGGAAAAUCUUGAAUAAAACUGCAUCCACCA